Cylicocyclus nassatus is the source of this 735-nucleotide messenger RNA. The record is from the annotation of a GenBank genome assembly. Lineage: Eukaryota; Metazoa; Nematoda; Chromadorea; Rhabditida; Strongylidae.
AUGUAUCUCCUCAUAGUGCUUUCGGUUGUUACUGCGUCGUAUGCAGCUAUUUGUCCGACAAAUGACAAUGGCAUGGAUGAUACUAUACGUCAAAAAUUCUUAGAUGUCCAUAACGAGCUGAGAGCCUUGGUAGCUUCUGGACGAGCUAAAGACGGGCUUGGAGGUUACGCGCCACCAGCUGCUGCCAUGGAUAAGCUUAGGUAUGACUGCGAAGUAGAAAAGAUCGCAGCUGCUCACGCAGCUAAGUGCCAAUAUGAACAUAGGACCCUUGAGGCAAGAAAAUACACUGGAGAAAACCUUUUCAUGCAAACUCCUGCUUUCGAUAGUAAAGUUGAGGCCGCCGAAGAAGCUUCGAGAUGGUGGUUCGCCGAGCUCGAAGAGUUCGGCGUAGGGACUGACCUUAUAUACGGUGAUGCCCUGUGGGGUAAAGGAGUUGGCCAUUACACACAGAUGGUAUGGCAAACUACUACUGCCAUUGGUUGUGCAGUUCAAAACUGCGGUGCCAAAACCAUCGUCGUCUGCAAUUAUGAUCCAUCCGGCAAUUUGGACUACGGUACAUUGUACGUAAAGGGAGCUCCAUGCUCACUGUGUCCUGCUUAUUGCUCAAACAAUCUUUGCGUGGAUGAAAAGCCAACAAUAGCACCCGGAAACACAACAGUGGAAACGAAACACUUUGAAGCCAAGCUUAAAGAAAUGAUUGUAAUUACUUGGAUUAGACGUAGACGACCAAAGUAA